AUGGAAAAGGCAAAAGAGGUGAUGAAAUGGCAUAGAUCAAUAGGAGGAAUUGUUGAUGCACCAAUAGACAAGGUGUGGGACAUGGUUUCCUCAAGCAGCAAACUACAGGAAUGGAUGCCGAUGGUGGAAACGUGCACUGAUCUAUCCGGGCAGGAAGGCGUUGCAGGCUACACAAGGCUAGUCUCGGGGUUCAUGUUCCCACAGAAAGACGAGGACAGGUCAUGGAUCAAGGAAAGGCUCGUUGCCAUGGACUCCGAGUCCCACACUUACACGUAUGAGUUGGAAGCAAGCAAUGUAGGCCUUGAUGGAUCUUCAAACUCACUCAACCUCACAGACUAUGGUUAUGGCUCGACUCUGGUCGAGUGGAAAUUCGAGGUCAAACCACUCGAAGGCGUCUCCGAGGAGCAGAUAAUGGACUACUUGGGAUAUCUGUACAAGUCUUGUAUCAAUAGAAUUGAAGGCGCUGUUGAGAUCGCAUCUACAAACUGCUUCGACCAAGAAUUUGCUUGCGAUGCAGAAAAAUGA
Messenger RNA from Salvia hispanica, 525 nucleotides. RefSeq names its product lachrymatory-factor synthase-like. NCBI's taxonomy places the organism in Eukaryota, Viridiplantae, Streptophyta, Magnoliopsida, Lamiales, Lamiaceae. The record is from RefSeq and is a predicted model, not a curated record.